Piliocolobus tephrosceles (Ugandan red Colobus) is the source of this 2607-nucleotide messenger RNA. Its product is annotated as potassium voltage-gated channel subfamily H member 5. The transcript is spliced from 8 exons. The record is from RefSeq and is a predicted model, not a curated record. Gene Ontology annotation, cellular component: voltage-gated potassium channel complex; plasma membrane. Gene Ontology annotation, molecular function: voltage-gated potassium channel activity. Lineage: Eukaryota; Metazoa; Chordata; Mammalia; Primates; Cercopithecidae. Bases 1 to 2607 code for a protein of 868 amino acids. Gene Ontology annotation, biological process: regulation of membrane potential; potassium ion transmembrane transport.
AUGUGUUUUAGAAAGAAUUUUGCAUGCAAUGAGGAUGUGGUUUUGGAACGCUGCCUAACUCAGGUGAAAAAUGGUUGGACGAAAUUUGCCCGAUUGACACGAGCUUUGACAAAUAGCCGAAGUGUUUUGCAGCAGCUCACGCCAAUGAAUAAAACAGAGGUGGUCCACAAACAUUCAAGAUUAGCUGAAGUUCUUCAGCUGGGAUCAGAUAUCCUUCCUCAGUAUAAACAAGAAGCGCCGAAGACGCCACCACACAUUAUUUUACAUUAUUGUGCUUUUAAAACUACUUGGGAUUGGGUGAUUUUAAUUCUUACCUUCUACACCGCCAUUAUGGUUCCUUAUAAUGUUUCCUUCAAAACAAAACAGAACAACAUAGCCUGGCUGGUACUGGAUAGUGUGGUGGACGUUAUUUUUCUGGUUGACAUCGUUUUAAAUUUUCACACAACUUUCGUGGGGCCUGGUGGAGAGGUCAUUUCUGACCCUAAACUCAUAAGGAUGAACUAUCUGAAAACUUGGUUUGUGAUCGAUCUGCUGUCUUGUUUACCUUAUGACAUCAUCAAUGCCUUUGAAAAUGUGGAUGAGGGAAUCAGCAGUCUCUUCAGUUCUUUAAAAGUGGUGCGUCUCUUACGACUGGGCCGUGUGGCUAGGAAACUGGACCAUUAUCUAGAAUAUGGAGCAGCAGUCCUCGUGCUUCUGGUGUGUGUGUUUGGACUGGUGGCCCACUGGCUGGCCUGCAUAUGGUAUAGCAUCGGAGACUAUGAGGUCAUUGACGAAGUCACUAACACCAUCCAAAUAGACAGUUGGCUCUACCAGCUGGCCUUGAGCAUUGGGACUCCAUACCGCUACAAUACCAGUGCCGGGAUAUGGGAAGGAGGACCCAGCAAGGAUUCACUGUAUGUGUCCUCUCUCUACUUUACCAUGACAAGCCUUACAACCAUAGGAUUUGGAAACAUAGCUCCUACCACAGAUGUGGAGAAGAUGUUUUCAGUGGCUAUGAUGAUGGUUGGCUCUCUUCUUUAUGCAACUAUUUUUGGAAAUGUUACAACAAUUUUCCAGCAAAUGUAUGCCAACACCAACCGAUACCAUGAGAUGCUGAAUAAUGUACGGGACUUCCUAAAACUCUAUCAGGUCCCAAAAGGCCUUAGUGAGCGAGUCAUGGAUUAUAUUGUCUCAACAUGGUCCAUGUCAAAAGGCAUUGACACAGAAAAGGUCCUCUCCAUCUGUCCCAAGGACAUGAGAGCUGAUAUCUGUGUUCAUCUAAACCGGAAGGUUUUUAAUGAACAUCCUGCUUUUCGAUUGGCCAGCGAUGGGUGUCUGCGCGCCUUGGCAGUAGAGUUCCAAACCAUUCACUGUGCUCCUGGGGACCUCAUUUACCAUGCUGGAGAAAGUGUGGAUGCCCUCUGCUUUGUGGUGUCGGGAUCCUUGGAAGUCAUCCAGGAUGAUGAGGUGGUGGCUAUUUUAGGGAAGGGUGAUGUAUUUGGAGACAUCUUCUGGAAGGAGACCACCCUUGCCCAUGCAUGUGCAAACGUCCGAGCACUGACGUACUGUGACCUACACAUCAUCAAGCGGGAAGCCUUGCUCAAAGUCCUGGACUUUUAUACAGCUUUUGCAAACUCCUUCUCAAGGAAUCUCACUCUUACUUGCAAUCUGAGGAAACGGAUCAUCUUUCGUAAGAUCAGUGAUGUGAAGAAAGAGGAGGAGGAGCGCCUCCGGCAGAAGAAUGAGGUGACCCUCAGCAUCCCUGUGGACCACCCGGUCAGAAAGCUCUUCCAGAAGUUCAAGCAGCAGAAGGAGCUGCGGAAUCAGGGCUCGACACAGGGUGACCCCGAGAGGAACCAACUCCAGGUAGAAAGUCGCUCCUUACAGAAUGGAGCCUCCAUCACUGGCACCAGUGUGGUGACUGUGUCACAAAUUACUCCCAUUCAGACGUCUCUGGCCUAUGUGAAAACCAGUGAAUCCCUUAAGCAGAACAACCGCGAUGCCAUGGAACUCAAGCCCAACGGCGGUGCUGACCAAAAAUGUCUCAAAGUCAACAGCCCAAUAAGAAUGAAGAAUGGAAAUGGAAAAGGGUGGCUGCGACUCAAGAAUAAUAUGGGAGCCCAUGAGGAGAAAAAGGAAGACUGGAAUAAUGUCACUAAAGCUGAGUCAAUGGGGCUGUUGUCUGAGGAUCCCAAGAGCAGUGAUUCAGAGAACAGUGUGACCAAAAACCCACUAAGGAAAACAGAUUCUUGUGACAGUGGAAUUACAAAAAGUGACCUUCGUUUGGAUAAGGCUGGGGAGGCCCGAAGUCCGCUGGAGCACAGUCCCAUCCAGGCUGAUGCCAAGCACCCGUUUUAUCCCAUCCCGGAGCAGGCCUUACAGACCACACUGCAGGAAGUCAAACACGAACUCAAAGAGGACAUCCAGCUGCUCAGCUGCAGAAUGACUGCCCUAGAAAAGCAGGUGGCAGAAAUUUUAAAAAUACUGUCAGAGAAAAGCAUACCCCAGGCCUCAUCUCCCAAAUCCCAAAUGCCACUCCAAGUACCUCCCCAGAUACCAUGUCAGGAUAUUUUUAGUGUUUCAAGGCCUGAAUCACCUGAAUCUGACAAAGAUGAAAUCCACUUUUAA